Messenger RNA from Sungouiella intermedia, 1104 nucleotides. NCBI's taxonomy places the organism in Eukaryota, Fungi, Ascomycota, Pichiomycetes, Serinales, Metschnikowiaceae. The record is from the annotation of a GenBank genome assembly.
AUGCCCAAAUCAAAAGUUGUUAUAUUUAAUAUUAGUAAAUCCUACCAAAUGAAGGAAAUUUUGGGCGAAGGGGCUUACGGUGUUGUGAGUUCAGCUAUUCAUACGCCUUCAGGCAUAACUGUUGCAAUCAAAAAGAUCGAGCCUUUCUCAAAAGUAUUGGUCUGUCUAAGAACUAUACGAGAAUUGAAGUUAUUGAAGUUCUUCAGCAAUCACGAAAAUAUUAUUGGUUUCUAUGAUGUCCAAAAACCCAAAGAUUUCGAUUCAUUCAAUGAGAUUUACUUGGUUCAGGAAUACAUGCCAAUGGAUCUAUUCAAGGUUAUACAAACUCAACAUCUUCUGGACCAGCACAUCAAGUAUUUCACUUAUCAAAUCAUGAGAGGAUUGAAAGCAAUACACAGUGCAAAUGUAAUCCACAGGGACUUGAAACCCUCAAAUAUUUUGGUAAAUUACAGCUGCGAAGUUAAGAUUUGUGAUUUUGGUCUUGCUCGCAUUCAAACUCCUAAUGUUUCACAGUCAGCUUUGUUGGAAAAUCAUUUGACGGAAUAUGUGGCAACUCGUUGGUAUAGAGCGCCAGAAAUUAUGCUUCUGCUGUCCAUGUACUCUACUUCCGUCGAUCUUUGGUCCGUCGGAUGCAUUAUGGCCGAACUAUUUAUUAAAACUCCAUUAUUUCCUGGAAAGGACUAUCGAAACCAGUUAUUGCUAAUCUUGCAAUUUUUGGGUACUCCAGAAGGGGAAGAUCUUCAAAGCAUUCAACUGCUUCGAGCCAAAGCAUACUUACAACUGCUUCCUCGCAGUAAGUCUGUGGAUAUCACAGAUUAUAUCAAUGGGCAUCCACAACGCCUCCUCAGAGUUGGGGAUAUUCCUGUAAAUCCCGAUGGAUUAGAUCUAAUGAGGCAGUUACUUAACUUUAAUCCCCUCUAUAGGCCAGAUGCCGUGACUUCUCUUACUCAUAGCUAUUUGGCGCAGUACCAUGAUCCAAUGGAUGAGCCACUAUCAAAAGUUGCAUUGAAACCAGAUGCAUUCGAUAUGCAAAGUAAGAGUAAUCUUUCAAUGGCUAGUAUGAAAAGACAAUUAUUUGAGCAGGUUAUGGGAAUGUACGUAUGA